AUGAAAAAUCAAACAUAUUUCUGGGUUCUGGUGGACCUCUGUCUCAUGCUGACUCAGACUGGAGUUGGUAUCAGAGUCAUCUCUUACAAUGGCCGCCCAACAGUGACUCAGGGACAACACGCAGACUUGACCUGUGAGCUCAUGGAGACAAACGAGGAGCUCAUCCAGAUCUCAUGGCAGAAGAGUACCAGGGGUUACCGUGCCAACCACAACUUCUUCCUCAUCACCCCGAGCCGGGGUCCAUCACAUGUCAAGGGGCGGGGGGACAGGGUGGGCUUCAUUGGGAACACCACUGCACUGGUGGGCUCUAUCCGACUGGGGGAUGUGUCCCUGGCCGAUGAGGGCGUCUACACUUGCAUCUUCACUGUGUUCCCCAGUGGGCCAUACAAGGCAGAGAUCCACCUCAAUGUCCAAAUUCCUCCUGUGAUUUCGGUUGCUGUGGAUACUCCACCCGUGGUUGCUGAGGGGCAGGAGAGCAUCUUGGCAACAUGCACAGUGGCUAACGCCAAGCCCCCUGCAGAUGUACGGUGGAGCACGGCCAGUGCAAGACAACCACUGAGCCUGACAACCUCAACCAACACUACACUGAACCCAGACGACACCGCCACGGUGAGGGUCCACCUGAGGGGAGAGCCCUCCAGAGUCAUGCACCAACAGGAGGUUCAGUGCCUGGUGAACCACACCACUCUGAGCCAGCAGAAGGUCGUUCCCUACGAGAUAGAUAUACACUGUGAGUAUUCUCAAUGA
Oncorhynchus masou masou (cherry salmon) is the source of this 747-nucleotide messenger RNA. RefSeq names its product nectin-1-like. Gene Ontology annotation, biological process: heterophilic cell-cell adhesion; homophilic cell-cell adhesion. Gene Ontology annotation, cellular component: adherens junction. The record is from RefSeq and is a predicted model, not a curated record. The transcript has 3 exons. The coding region runs from base 1 to 747 and encodes 248 amino acids. NCBI's taxonomy places the organism in Eukaryota, Metazoa, Chordata, Actinopteri, Salmoniformes, Salmonidae.